AUGAGAGAGGCACCGGCUCAGCAGGCGGCAGGAUGUCAGCUCCAGCUGACGGAGGCUCUGAACAGCAGGAGGAUGAACCACAGUCCGAGGAGCUCAGAACCAGAUCAGCCAAGGACCACAGCACUUCUCCUGCAGCAGCCUGGAACCAUGAGCGUGGACGAAGACGGGCGCUGGCUGGACUGGGUCACCAGACAGUUCGAGAGCAUUGCCGGAGACGACAAGGAGAUCGACCUGGACGAGUUUAAAACAGCUUUAAAGGUCAAAGAGUCCUUCUUUGCCGAGCGGUUCUUCGCUCUGUUCGACUCAGACGGCAGCGGAUCCAUCAGUCUGGACGAGCUGCUCAAAGCUCUGGACCUCCUGAUCCACGGCAACGAGACCGACAAACUCCGCUUCCUGUUCCAGGUCUACGAUGUGGAUGGAAGCGGCUCCAUUGAUCCGGACGAGCUCCGGACGGUUCUGAAGUCAUGUCUGCGUGAGAGCGCCAUUUCUUUGCCGGAGGAGAAACUGGACGACUUGACGCUUGCGCUGUUUGAGUCUGCGGAUAAAGACAACAGCGGAUCCAUCACCUUCGAGGAGCUCAAGGCUGAGCUGGAGACCUUCCCGGAGGUGAUGGAGAACCUCACCAUCAGUGCUGCUAACUGGUUGAAACCUCCUGACCUAGAUCCGAAGAAGCAUCAGACCCCUCGGUACCUGACCCGGGCUUACUGGCAGAACAACAGCCGGAAGCUGCUGUUCUUCUGCAUGUACAUCGUCCUCAACCUGCUGUUGUUCAUCGGUGCCAUGCUGCAUCACCGCUAUGGUGGCAUCUGGCUCAUGGUGGCCAAGGGCUGCGGCCAGUGUCUCAACUUCAACUGCACCUUUGUCAUGGUGUUGAUGCUGCGCCGCUGUUUGACGUGGCUCCGGGCCACCUGGGUGGUGAGGGUCCUGCCUCUGGACCAGAACAUCCUGCUGCACCAGAUGGUGGGCUACGCCAUCCUCUGCUUCACUGUGGUGCACACCGCCGCGCAUGUCCUCAACUUCGCCCAGCUGUCCAAGCAGACCGGAUUCAGUCUGUGGGAGUACUUGCUGACCACCCGGCCCGGUGUGGGCUGGGUUGGGGGGGCGGCGUCGCUGACCGGGGUGGUCCUGCAGCUGCUGAUCUGCCUCAUGGUCCUCUGCUCCAGCACCUUCGUACGACGCAGCGGACACUUCGAGGUGUUCUACUGGUCCCACCUGUCUUACGUGUUGGUCUGGGUCCUGCUCAUAAUUCACUGUGCCAACUUCUGGAAGUGGUUUGUGGUUCCGGGUCUGGUCUUCCUGCUGGAAAAGAUUGUGGGAAUCGCUGUGUCUCGAAUGGGAGGUCUUUACAUCGUGGAGGUCAACUUACUGCCCUCCAAGGUGACUCACCUGGUCCUCAGACGUCCUCAGUUCUUCCACUUCAAACCUGGAGACUACAUCUACAUCAACAUUCCCGUCAUCGCCAAGUACGAGUGGCACCCGUUCACCAUCAGCAGCGCUCCGGAGCAGGCAGACACUCUGUGGCUUCACGUGCGCUCCAUGGGCCAGUGGACCAACCGGCUGUAUGAGUACUUCAGACAGUCAGAGAACCAGCUGCCAUGUCCCAAGAGACUGUCCGCCAGCCUGAGGAAGCGCCGCCAGGAGAAGGAUCAGCAGGAUGAGUUGUUCGGUUCUGCUGACUCUAAUGGGUCAGUGGCAACCAAUGAGGACGGGGCCAUCGAGCUCACCAUGUUUCACCUGAAUGCCCCCAGAGCAUCUCAAGCCUCGCCCCCUGGAGCUUCCCCAGCCUCACCCCCCAGAGUGUCCCCAGCCUCGCACCCUGAAGCUCAGGCCCCCAUGGAGCCACCUUGGGAUGAGCCGGGCCCAGCAGAGAGAGGAGAGGCUGGUACACUCAGAGAGAUUUCUGCCAAGUUUGCUGAGAACCAUCGACUCUGCAACAUCAAAUGUUAUGUAGAUGGACCGUAUGGAACUCCGACUCGGCAGAUCUUUGCCUCUGAGCACGCUGUCCUGAUCGGAGCUGGAAUUGGAAUCACUCCAUUCGCUUCCAUCCUGCAGAGCAUCAUGUACCGAUACCGCAUGAGGAAGCAGAACUGUCCCAACUGUAACUACUCCUGGUGCGAGAACAUCAAAGACAGCGACAUGAAGCUGCGUAAAGUCGACUUCAUCUGGAUCAACCGGGACCAGAAAUCCUUCGAGUGGUUCGUCAGUUUGCUGACCAAACUGGAGAUGGACCAGGCCGACGAGGAGCCGGAAGGUCGUUUCCUGGAGAUGCACAUGUACAUGACAUCAGCGCUGAGCAAGAACGACAUGAAGGCCAUUGGCCUGCAGAUGGCGCUAGACCUCCUGGCCAAGAAGGAGAAGCGAGACUCCAUCACAGGCUUGAGGACCAGAACCCAACCAGGACGGCCCGAGUGGGGGAAGGUGUUUCAGAAACUGUCUGAGGAGAAGAAAGGGAAAGUCCAUGUGUUUUACUGUGGAGCUCCAUCUCUGGCUAAAGUCAUCAAAUCUCAGUGUGAAAACUUCGGCUUCAAUUUCUACAAGGAGAACUUCUGAGAAGCAGCACACACACCUGCUUGUGUGUGUGUGUGUGUGUGUGUUAUAUCACGGGGAAUUACGAGCACUCAUACCUUUAACCUAUUUUCUAGAGAAAACUGAUCAAUAACUGACAGCUGUCAAUAUAACAAGCUGUCAGUAAAAUCAGCUGUUAAUGAAACCAGACCUGGCAACCAGUCAUGUUGAAAACUGCAUAUUAGAUUUAACAAUCUGAGGAUAACUGGUGAGAAUGGGAGGAAUCUCAUACUAAUACACCUCUGUCCCUUUUAACUUAUUUUACCAUUAUUACUCUUAUUAAAAUGUCUUUUUUCCUUUCUCUG
Messenger RNA from Melanotaenia boesemani (Boeseman's rainbowfish), 2870 nucleotides. RefSeq names its product NADPH oxidase, EF-hand calcium binding domain 5 (gene nox5). Gene Ontology annotation, molecular function: superoxide-generating NAD(P)H oxidase activity; calcium ion binding. Bases 1 to 2550 code for a protein of 849 amino acids. The record is from RefSeq and is a predicted model, not a curated record. Gene Ontology annotation, biological process: superoxide anion generation; defense response. NCBI's taxonomy places the organism in Eukaryota, Metazoa, Chordata, Actinopteri, Atheriniformes, Melanotaeniidae. Gene Ontology annotation, cellular component: plasma membrane; NADPH oxidase complex. The transcript is spliced from 18 exons.